GUCGAUCGACAGAUUGAUUUGACUUCACAUAUUGUACGAGUUCUUUCAUCGCUGAAGAUUGAGAAUGCUGGUCCUGAUGCUGUUUCUGAAGUUCUAUUCGCUUUUCCCAAUAUGCAAGCAAAGAAUUUGGCAGCUAUUAAGACGUAGACGUUUUACAGUGAAGGGAAAGGAAAGGGGAAAAGUCCUAGCAUUGCUCUUCCUACUGUAAUUGUCCAGCGCGAAGGAAUGCCCCCUGAGUUGACAUUCUAUUCAGUAGCUUUGCCCAAAAGUUUGGAAAAGGGGAAAACUCUGAAUAUGGACAUGUUGGCUGUUUUUGCCCAUUCUCUGACACCAUUUCCAGAAGAAAUUACUCAAGCUGAUGUCCAACUUCUUGUCUAUCAGGAUAGUGCUUACUAUCUGUCACCUUAUGCUGUUAAGGUCCAGUCGCUUGGUAUCAGACUGCCUAAUGGAAGGGUUGAAUCUUACACUAAGUAUCCUAAUACAAAGCUUGUAGAUUCGGAACUCAAAUACGGCCCAUUUGAAAGCCUUCCUCCCUUCUCCUACUCACCUAUCAUCGUUCACUUUGAAAACAACCAUCCUUUUGCGGUUGUCCAAGAACUAACAUGAGAGAUUGAAAUUUCUCAUUGGGGUAAUGCACAGAUUACUGAACACUACACCAUAGUUCAUGGUGGUGCCAGAACAAAAGGGGGAUUUUCCAGGAUUGAUUACCAAAUGAGAACCAACAUAAGAGGGACCUCGUCUUUUAGUCUUCUUACUGCAUUAUUGCCACCAAGGGCUCAUUCCAUUUACUACAGAGAUGAAAUUGGUAAUAUAUCAACGUCAACUUUAUGGGCUGAUUCUAGAAAGACACAAUUCGGAAUUCAGCCAAGAUUUCCCAUUUUUGGUGGGUGGAGAACAACUUUUACAAUUGGCUACAGUUUACCACUCCAGGAUUUUCUCUUUGAAUCUGAUGGAAAGAGAGUCCUUAAUAUCACUUAUGGCUGUCCAAUACAAGAAGCUGUUGCCGACAAGCUCAUAGUGAAGGUUGUUUUGCCUGAAGGUUCGAAAGAUAUUUCUGCGUCUGCUCCAUUCCACACCAAACAAUCAGAAGAGGUGAAGUACUCGCACCUGGACAUUGUUGGAAGGCCUGUAGUGGUGUUAGAGAAGACUAAUGUUGUUCCGGAGCAUAAUCUGUAUUUUCAGGUGUUCUAUAGAUUCAGCAACCUUUCACUGCUUAGAGAGCCUCUGAUGUUGGCUUCUGGUUUCUUCCUUCUGUUCGUUGCUUGUAUCGUUUACAUGCAUACUGACAUGGCGAUCUCAAAGACUUCUGCUUCAUAUUUGGCAAAAUUGCAAUGGGAUGAGGUACAUAUAAUUUUUUUACUUUCCAGAUUUAUGCGCCUGGCUUCUAGAAUUGCUUCUCUGGUCCAAGAAGUAGCAGCCAUAUUUGCCAAACAAAAAGUUUGGUGCUUCUUGAUGGACUGCUAAAAUUAGCUUUUACUA
This is a messenger RNA of Ananas comosus (pineapple), 1479 nucleotides long. RefSeq names its product dolichyl-diphosphooligosaccharide--protein glycosyltransferase subunit 1A-like. The record is from RefSeq and is a predicted model, not a curated record. Gene Ontology annotation, cellular component: membrane; oligosaccharyltransferase complex. NCBI's taxonomy places the organism in Eukaryota, Viridiplantae, Streptophyta, Magnoliopsida, Poales, Bromeliaceae.